AUGGUUGUGCCGCAUUUCGCUCUCUUUGAUGUUCAGGUGCGCCAGGUAGCCUUGGAUCAGAGAGUUGGAACAGGAGGGCAGCAGCACCCUACUGCACCAACAGGAGGGCAGCAGCACCCUACUGCACCAACAGGAGGGCAGCAGCACCUUACUGCACCAACAGGAGGGCAGCAGCACCCAACUGCACCAACAGGAGGGCAGCAGCACCCUACUGUACCAACAGGAGGGCAGCAGUACCCUACUGCACCAACAGGAGGGCAGCAGCACCCAACUGCACCAACAGGAGGGCAGCAGCACCCAACUGCACCAACAGGAGGGCAGCAGCACCCAACUGCACCAACAGGAGGGCAGCAGCACCCUACUGCACCAACAGGAGGGCAGCAGUACCAUACUGCACCAACAGGAGGGCAGCAGUACCAUACUGCACCAACAGGAGGGCAGCAGCACCCAACUGCACCAACAGGAGGGCAGCAGCACCCAACUGCACCAACAGGAGGGCAACAGCACCCUACUGCACCAACAGGAGGGCAGCAGCACCCAACUGCACCAACAGGAGGGCAACAGCACCCUACUGCACCAACAGGAGGGCAGCAGCACCCAACUGCACCAACAGGAGGGCAGCAGCACCCAACUGCACCAACAGGAGGGCAACAGCACCCUACUGCACCAACAGGAGGGCAGCAGCACCCAACUGCACCAACAGGAGGGCAACAGCACCCUACUGCACCAACAGGAGGGCAGCAGUACCAUACUGCACCAACAGGAGGGCAGCAGCACCCUACUGCACCAACAGGAGUGCAGCAGCACCCAACUGCACCAACAGGAGGGCAGCAGUACCAUACUGCACCAACAGUACGGAAGCAGUACCUCUCUGCACCAACAGUACGGAAGUAG
Messenger RNA from Procambarus clarkii (red swamp crayfish), 894 nucleotides. Lineage: Eukaryota; Metazoa; Arthropoda; Malacostraca; Decapoda; Cambaridae. The record is from RefSeq and is a predicted model, not a curated record.